Xenia sp. Carnegie-2017 is the source of this 1330-nucleotide messenger RNA. RefSeq lists its product as uncharacterized. The record is from RefSeq and is a predicted model, not a curated record. The coding region runs from base 38 to 1090 and encodes 350 amino acids. The transcript is spliced from 2 exons. NCBI's taxonomy places the organism in Eukaryota, Metazoa, Cnidaria, Anthozoa, Malacalcyonacea, Xeniidae.
GAAAUUUAUUGGACAGACUUAUGAUGGUGCAUCUGUUAUGUCUGGUCAUCUCAAUGGUGUUCAAGCUCAAGUUCAGCAGGAUUAUCCUUAUGCUCAAUUUGUUCACUGUGCUGCCCAUAGACUAAAUCUAGUAUUAUGUCAAGCUGCAUCCUCCAUUUCACCUGUUAAGAUUUUCUUUGUUAAUAUUAGUGCUUUCUGCACCUUUACUAGCAAUUCCUCCAAAAGAAAAGCUUUACUAUCAUCCCAUAGGCUUGAGUUUCCUAGUCCUGGUGACACAAGAUGGUAUUAUAGGGCUCAUGUCAUCAAUGUCUUGCAUUCUAACUAUGAGAAACUGAUUGACAUAUUUGAAAAUCUUACUGAUUAUCCAAUAGGUUGGGAUGAUGAAACGUUAAGUAAGACUACUGGUUUACUUGGCUACCUUAAUGGCUUCUUGUUUUGUUUCUUGGUACAUGUUUUCCAGAGAAUUCUUGAGCAGUCAUCCAUACUUUAUUCUAUCUUGCAAGACAAGGACGCUGACUUUCAUUAUGGAAUGAGUAGGUUUGAGAGAUUCAAGGCCUUUGUUGCUUCUCUGAGAAAUGAUACAGAAUAUUGUCAGGUGUACGACCUGGCUGUUGAGAAAGUGGGACCACCAGUAACCAGGGUGUUUAAGAUGUGGAAAGGUGAAGUGCCCUCAGAAAAGAUAAAUCUUCUAAAGGAGGUUUAUGGUGAUAUGUUUGAAAUACCAAUGCUAGUAAGCCAACUUUGUUUUAUUUACAGAGAUAACGACUUUCACCAUGAUUCAUGCGAUGAACUAUUGAAAUAUAUUUUUCAGUUCCAUCUUCAAUCUAGUAUUCCAGAAGUUGUAACACUGUUAAAGAUAAAUGGGGUUUUGUCAAUUACAAGUGCUUCAGUUGAGAGGUCAUUUUCUUGUUUGAAGAGGGUAAAAAAUUAUCAUAGAAAUACUAUGAGCCAAGGACGUUUUAGUUCUCUUUGCAGGAUUUCCAUUCACAAAGACAUACUGUUAGAGAAAGAAGACGCCAACACAUUGCAUGAUGAGGUAGUAAAGAAGUUCAUUGAAAAACCACGAAGACUUGCUUUCUUAUACAAAUAGGUAUUCAUAUAUGGCUGAUAGCAAGCUGAUGAUGUCUUUCGUCCAUGGCAUGUAAGAAUUUUUCCGGGAACUUUUUAAUGCAAGCAAUGAUGAUUGUCAUUUCAGCACGACAAUGAACGGCAUCACAACUUUUAAUAGUUGUUGAUGACAAAUCUGAGCCUUUUUCUGUUCUUUUGUCAAAGUUUCUUUACAAGAUGUACAUAGGUAUCUAUUUAUGUAUGUGGUGUUGAGAAAAUAAAU